CCUCCCAUUCUAACCGCGCAUGAGCGGCUCCCAGAGCGCAGCGAUCGGCGGUGCGCUAGCACUGAUGAUCAGUGUGGCCUGAUGAUCUGUGUAGCCCCAGCAGUGCCACCUGUCAGUGUCCAUCAGUGCCAGCUCUCAGUGCUCAUCCAUGCCACCUGCCAGUGCCCAUCAGUGCCAUAUCAAUGCCACAUAUCAAUGCCCAUCUUAGCUGCCCUUCAGUGUCACCCAUCAGUGCCAGUCAGUGCCACCUAUCAAUGCCAGUCAGUGCCACCUAUCAGUGCUGCCAAUCAGUUCCACCUAUCAGUGCCAGUCAGUGCCGCCUAUCAGUGCCAGUCAGUGCCGCCUAUCAGUGUGCCUCAGUGCCGCGUAUCAGUGCCCGUCAGUGCUGCCUAUCAG
Messenger RNA from Staurois parvus, 396 nucleotides. NCBI's taxonomy places the organism in Eukaryota, Metazoa, Chordata, Amphibia, Anura, Ranidae. The record is from the annotation of a GenBank genome assembly.